GGCACUGGGCUCUGAUUCAGCUACAUUUUUGCAGAAAUGACGGUCUUGAUAGUCCGACUUUUCGACUGGCAGUUGCUUUUUUGGUCCCAAAAAACCAAUCUUAGAACACUCUUCCCCCCACAUCAUACAUCACACAUCUUAGAACACACACAUUCGGACACUGCAACUUAAAUAAAUUUCCACUCACCAGAGCAGGUGGGAUUACGUCCAGCCAUGACCUCCAAUUCACUGGCACGACGGAGUUCGGCGGACGAGGAGCAAGCCCGCUGCCGACAGGUGGAGACCGCCCCCCUGCACCUGCCCAGCUAUGCCGACCGGUACACGGACAUCCCACGACUUAACCGUCUCAAGUUUAUCGCUCAGGUGUGCCCCAAGCUGCGUGUCCCAGCGCUAGAGCUGGCUAUAGAUCACGUGAAGACCACCUAUAACGUGAAGCUCUACGACGAGCUCUACAAGACCCUGUGCGCCGAAGUGGGAGAGCUGGCUAUGAAGCAACCGACGACUGACGACGAAGCCAGCACCUCUAGUGGUAGGAGCCGGCGAGCCCAGCCGUACGACACCUUCUGGGUGGAGGACAACACUAUAGAGUCAACCUUGAUGCUUCAGGAGCUGGACGCCGAGCUGAACUUCAAGAAAUCGAACUCGGGCAGCGCCAAUGUGCGGCGAAUUCUGGAGGAGAUCGGCGACUACCAUGAGAAGAGCGGAAACCUGCAAAUGGCCAUAAAGUUCUACGCCAGGGCCAGACCUUACUGCACCAGCAGCGACAACGUGAUCAACAUGUUUCGUAACCUCAUCAGGGUCUCUAUCUAUAUGGCCAACUGGUGGUACGUGCUCACCUACAUCGACGAGGCCAAACAGUAUGCUUUCGGUUACGAGAAUCUGGCCCAGGAAGUACCAGCCCGACUAAGCUGUGCUGCCGGACUGGCCAACAUGGGUCUAAAGAUUUACAAGUCGGCGGCUCAGAACUUUCUGCAGACUUCCUUCGGACGGUACGACUACGACAAGAUCGUUGCCCCCGAGGACGUGAGCUUCUACGCGGGUCUCUGUGCCCUGGCCACCUACGAUCGGGAAAAAUUACAAGUGGGCGUCAUAAAUUCUGAGGCGUUCAAGCCCUUCUUCCAGUUGGCCCCCAAGAUGUGGAAUAUCCUGGCAAAGUUCUACGAAGGUCAGUCCGAGGUUUGUGAGGAGCUGCUCCGCGAGAUUGAGGACCAGGUACGGAUAGAUGUCUAUCUAGCACCCCAUGUCGAUAGGCUAUACGAGAUGAUUAUUAACAGACUACCCAGGAAAAAGGAAAAGAAAGCUAAAUACGAGUACUUGAAGAGAUACAGUACCUCCUGAUCAUUGGCUAAAAAGGGGGCGGAUGGACGGAAAAGUAGUGACCAUCCUAAACAAGUCUCAAAGUUUCAUGAAUUUUUUUUUGAUAGGCCUAUCGUUAUUUGGAAAGCAGCACUGGCCUUCAUUAAUUUUUAGUUAUUCAGCGAAAAAUUCUGGCUACAAACAUAGACACUUUAAUGUGGGGGAUAAUUUAAAUUUAAGUAAACAACCUGUGACCCAUGUAGGAGUGUGCUCCCGCAAAUUAAAAAAAAAGGGAUGGAAAGGAGUGACACUUAAAAUACCUUCCUUUCACAAAUUUGUAUAGGAUAGUUUGAAUAAUAUUCUUCAGAAUAGUUUCAAAUACUUAAAAUUUUUUUGCAACUUAGCCUUUGUAAGGCAUCUUCGUAAGUUUAAUUAAUCAAAGUUCAUAGUUAAUUUCAGUAAAGACUGAUGGAAUAAAUUUUUUUAGACUCAAAAUUUAAAAUAUAAAAAGAUACGAGUCGCUGAGGCAAUUCUUAAUUUUCGCAAGGCAAAAAUUUUCAAUAGUCACUUUGUUGGAAGCUAGGAGAAUAUAA
This is a messenger RNA of Drosophila ananassae, 1889 nucleotides long. It is a transcript of the gene CSN1a, whose product is annotated as COP9 signalosome complex subunit 1. The record is from RefSeq and is a predicted model, not a curated record. Gene Ontology annotation, cellular component: COP9 signalosome. NCBI's taxonomy places the organism in Eukaryota, Metazoa, Arthropoda, Insecta, Diptera, Drosophilidae. The coding region runs from base 214 to 1338 and encodes 374 amino acids. The transcript has a single exon.